AUGGCCCCAACACCAACUACACCAAAGAACAACAAGAAAACGAAAGACCUUAGCUCACCUUCUGCAGGUAGCGAGCAACGAGUCAUUGUUCUAACUCCUUCCGCCAAGGUUGGUUCACAAGGUGCUUCUGCUCUCGCUUCUUCGAUGGAAUUGUUUGAGUCCAACCCAUCUGAAGAGGUUUCUGGUAAAAGAGCAAGAGUUGCUGAUGAACCAGAUGAUUGGUUUAAAAACCACGUCAUCAACUCUUACCAAAGAAUGUUUGGUGAGUCAUUGAAAGAAGAUUUGCCGUUGGAAGAAGCUGUUUCUCUUCUAUUCGAAACAGCCAAUGCUCCAUACGCUGACAACUUGGAAUUCAAGAAUAGAAUGGCUGCUCUUGAAUUGUUGUUCAGAAAAGAAGUAGACACUCCCAUUCCAGAUUCAUCUGGUAUAAAAGAUAUUAAAAGUAAAGGUUAUUCUUUACUUUUAACAAACUCUUUUAUCAUCUCUCAAAUCUGCAAGCGUUUGAGAGAGAGUGAUACCCUUGAUUUACCGCUUAUUCUUCAAGGAUUUGAAUUUAUUCAGAAUAUUUCUGAGUUAAAUCUAGUCUGUAUUCGAAUGGGCAUUAAAAAUGGCUUUGAAGCAGCUGAAAACUUCUCUAACAGCUACAAAUCAGGAGGUUCACUUGACCAAAUCACCUCCAAACAACAAGAGAAGGCCAUUAAAUCUGCUGAAAAAACGUUAGAAUUGAAUGAAGUUUACAAGGGAAAAUGCAUUCAUGGUUAUGAUGGAUUAUCUGUCAAUUCAUCAGAAGUUAUUGCCUGUAGAAAUGAAUUGAAAUUGAUUAUUGACGAAUUGAACAAUGGGAGUUCUGAAUAUGGUGAAGAACUACACCCAGUACAAGAUGUAACAAUUGCUAGAAAACAAUACAAGCUGAAGGAUACUUUAGUUGAAUUAGAUGUGAACAAAGAGGAAAAAUUGUUUUUAGAUGAUACUGUUUUGGAGUUUAACAGAUCCUUCAUCAAAGCAAGGAAAAACUUUAACAACAAGAAAAAGACAAAUGGUUUUAACGAGGUUCUUAGAGCUAUGGAUUUAAAAUUAACUGGAACAAAUUGA
Messenger RNA from Naegleria gruberi, 1092 nucleotides. RefSeq lists its product as uncharacterized. The record is from RefSeq and is a predicted model, not a curated record. NCBI's taxonomy places the organism in Eukaryota, Heterolobosea, Eutetramitea, Acrasida, Naegleriidae. The transcript has 4 exons. Bases 1 to 1092 code for a protein of 363 amino acids.